This is a messenger RNA of Tachysurus vachellii, 3689 nucleotides long. RefSeq names its product ras-related protein Rap-2b. Gene Ontology annotation, cellular component: plasma membrane. The transcript has a single exon. The record is from RefSeq and is a predicted model, not a curated record. Gene Ontology annotation, biological process: Rap protein signal transduction; negative regulation of cell migration. Gene Ontology annotation, molecular function: GTP binding; GTPase activity; GDP binding. Bases 270 to 821 code for a protein of 183 amino acids. Lineage: Eukaryota; Metazoa; Chordata; Actinopteri; Siluriformes; Bagridae.
UUCCUCAGAGAGAGAGAAAGACAGAGAGAGAGAGAGAGAGAGAGAGAGACUGUUGGCACAUUGAGCUCCAGAGUAAAGGCUGAUCAUGACAGGUUUCUGAUGCACGGCCUGGACCACCGGACAAACUGCACCGCCCGGAUCCGACGGUAAAGCCUGCGGUAAUCGCGGGAAGGAAGGACGGACAGACGGCGGUAACAGAGGGCUGUAAGACCCAGCAGGGGUGGAGGAGUUAAGGCGACAGAGAAAGCCAGAGUGAGAGCGAGAAGACCAUGCGAGAAUACAAAGUGGUCGUGCUCGGCUCCGGCGGCGUGGGCAAAUCCGCCCUGACCGUCCAGUUCGUCACGGGCUCCUUCAUCGAGAAGUACGACCCGACGAUAGAGGACUUCUACCGCAAGGAGAUCGAGGUGGACUCGUCACCGUCAGUGCUCGAGAUCCUGGACACGGCCGGCACAGAGCAGUUCGCCUCCAUGCGAGACUUGUACAUCAAGAACGGCCAGGGUUUCAUCCUGGUCUACAGCCUGGUCAACCAGCAGAGCUUCCAGGACAUCAAGCCCAUGCGAGACCAGAUCAUAAGGGUCAAGCGCUACGAGCGGGUUCCCAUGAUCCUCGUAGGUAACAAGGUGGAUCUGGAGGGUGAGCGGGAGGUGUCCUCAGGAGAGGGCAAAGCGCUGGCUGAUGAGUGGAACUGCCCCUUCAUGGAGACCUCGGCCAAAAAUAAAGGCUCAGUGGACGAGCUGUUCGCGGAGAUCGUGCGCCAGAUGAACUACGCCGCGACGCCCAACGGGGACGAGCAGUGCUGCUCUUCCUGUGUCAUUCUCUAAGCGCUCGGAUUCGGCUGCUUCUUCAUGUCGCUUUGGUUUUGUUUUGUUUUUGUUUCCCCCCCAUUUUGCAGUCGCAGCCACGAGCGCGCGAUCAAUAACGUGACUCCGUGAGACUCCAUUAAAAACGGGAAGUUUGAGCAAAAACAAAAAGGCGAGAAAAAAAAAAAACAUGUAUCUCUCUAAAGAAUCCUGGUUUCUGGUGUUAAAUGUCAUCAGUAUUUAAAAGAAAGUCCUAUGUUGUCUUGCACAUGCGCAGUACGAGCACGAGAGAGAAGGGAAAAGGUGCAUCAGUGUUUACAAUGACACAAUACUUGAAUGUUCUGGGACUGACACAAAACAACCCAGGUGUUUUUUUUUUUUGUUUUUUUUAACUUUGUCUACCUGGUGCCUAGCUUAUGUGGGGUUUUUAGUUGCAAAACUUUUUUUUGGGUUGUUUGGCAGGAUAUAAUAACUGUAUCCGUCUUUUGGCCUGCUUUUGCAGUAUCACUUCCGGUUUUUGGAGAUGCGGAUCACACUUAUUGGUAACUAGUAGCAUCUGGUAACUAUGGAAACUAAACGACGUCUUCGAGCCGGAAGUAGUUUUUUUGUUUGUUGUUUUUGUUUUUGUUUUUUUUUCCUUUUAAUAAUGUGAUGUCCGGGGUCUCGCGAGGAUAAUAAUAAAUAAACACGAACUUCACUUUAGGAUCAACUUUAGGAAGCCAAAUGGCGUAAUAAAAGGAUUACGUUUUGUUGCACGCGACGACUCGAAGGAUCUGCAAAAAACACACACUUGGGAUUCUUUCCGUGUUGUAUUUUAUUUAAAAACAAAACAAAAAAAUAAAACGAAAGGAAAGAAGAGUCGACGGAAGUUGUGACAAUUCCGAAACCACGCCACAGCGACUUUUGUUGUUGUUGUUUUUGUUGUUUUUUUUUUUUCUUUAACUCAGCGUGCGCGAGGACCUUACUGUGGUGACGUAAGGACGUCGUGAUGACGCCGUGCGUCGAGUGCCUUCCAUUUUUAGUGCCAACCUGAGAAGGUCUGAGGAAGUUUUAUGGCAAAGUACUUAAACUGUUUCACUUACAAAACAAAAACACACACAAGGUGGUUAUGAAAAGUGUUUGUAACGCCUCAUGUCAAAGGAGUCACGUUCUUUUGACUCACAAUUUGGCCUUUAGUUAUGUUAUGUUGUUUUUAUUUUAUUGUUAUUAUUAUUUUUGUUUACUGCCCCUUUCCUUAAAGCUGGUCUAUUUUUGGCCAAAUAGGGUUUAAAUCUCACAGGUACUGGAGCUGUCUGAGCUCCGACUCACAACCAUCAUCAACUUCCUCUAGACCAGCUUUGUUUUGUUUUGGUUCAUUCUUUUAUUUUCAUUUUUUAACACAAAAAUGUGAUGUAUCAUUUGAAAUUCUAAUCCGAUUGUACGGUUGAAUGCAGGUCGGCUUUUUAACAGCUGUUCUGAAUGUUUAAAAAGACUUUUAAUACAAAUUGCAUUUUUAAAAAAUAUACCUAGCGUUUACGUUCCUUUAUCGUUGUACGUUCACGACUCGUCUCUCGUCUCAGCGGAGAUCUGGUUUUUAAAAGAUAUGACACAUAAACACCGCUUUGUGCCAUCGAAGAACAGGAAGUGUGACGAAACCAAAGCAGAACCUGAAUAUAUCUCCCUUUUUCCAUUGAAUACGUUUGCAUCCCUGUACGUUUUCAGAUCUCUCAUGAUGAAAACUGGUUUUAAAACGUAUUUGACGCUCGGCUGAUCGAUCCAGAUGGUCGUGAUAUGUAAUGGUUUAUUAUAACGUGGUUAGUUCUGGAUAGAAAUGAAAGCUGCCCGAGUAAUGCUGUCUGUCUCGGUCUAUUAGCCACUUUAAAGAAGUGAGGUGUAAUCAUGGCACUAAGUAGCAUGCUCUGAUUGACAGGUCUGCUCUCCAGGGGGAACGAGCCUGUCUAAUGCACUUUGAUGCAAUUGUAAACAAGGAGUAAUGUAGUGUAGUGCGGUGCUCGUGAAGACACUUUGCCACACAUGCCUGAGGUCAUGGAGGAGCAGGCGUGUCAUGUGACCUCUAAAUGCUCUCAGCCAAAGAGCAGGAGUCGCAUUCCACAGCCGAGGGCGUGUGGUGGAGUAGAAAUUGUAUCUGGCUGUGAGAACUGUCUUAAGCUGGUUUUUCACACAGCAGACACAUAUUACAUAUAUCAUUCUUUUUGGCGAUGACAUGUUACCCAUAUUGAAGAUCCACUAACAAUGAAGACAGACCUGAAGUUCUGUUAAAGUCCCGCUAACUCUCCGUGAGAUUCUCUACAAUCUAAUCUAACAAUCCGAUCUUUUGAAUCCAAGUUUCGUUUAAGUUCCCUGAUUUUCACAAUAUACAGUACUCUUGUUCUUUUUGUGGCUUUUAGGGCUUUCAGACAAGCGUCAUGAAUUCAGAAAUGUCUCUCAUGCUCAAAGAUCUUUUCUUAGCACUUUGCGGUAUGUAGAACAGUUAUAGAAGAGAAAUGAUGUAUAAUCUCAAUCUGAUGUGUCCUAGAUUGAUGUCGAUUCCCUUUUGAGUCAGGUUUCUUCCUCGUGUCGUCUCGGGGAGUUUUUCUUCACCACCGUCAACUCUGACAUCUGGAUUUCUAGAAAAAGUUAUGUGAUUUUAUCGAUUAUUAAACUUGCUCUCAAACAGCUUUUAGAUUUUAAUAGUAAUGUAAAAAAAAAAAAUUUUUUGUUACUUGUAGAAAGUUCCAGAACAGUCAUCAGUCGUGUUUGGUCAUAACGGCUGACUGUGUGCUGUAUGUUACGCGUUAUCAAACCUCUAUCUCGCUCACGAGUAAUGAAUACUUUCACAAUGUCUGAUUCUCAUCUGUGAAACUAAAUCUAGGCUGAAAAAUCCUGCUGUUUAAACCCAGCUUUACCCUC